Molecule: messenger RNA, 1207 nt
Organism: Branchiostoma belcheri (Belcher's lancelet)
Lineage: Eukaryota; Metazoa; Chordata; Leptocardii; Amphioxiformes; Branchiostomatidae
Product: retinol dehydrogenase 12-like
Exons: 6
Coding region: 135-1187 (350 amino acids)
Source: RefSeq, a predicted model, not a curated record
CCAGGGGGGCACCGAUUUGGAGUCGGAGAGAAACAGUACAAGUAGUCCCAGUAGAGAGAGCGCCACAAGAAAUCAAGGACUGGACUAAAAAAGCACGAAGUCAAAACAGCCGUGCAGCGACAGGCAGGUUCAGAAUGGUGCUAGACACCCUAAGGCAUACAGGUCUUGCUAUCUGGCAAGCCAUUGCUAUCGCCACUGCUGUGCUGGUUUCAGUCGUCAUCUACUUGAUUCACCUGUGGAUCAGCAAAGGCCUUCAGUUCCCGAAGGCUGGAGUGUGCCGAUGUGAUGUGCGCAUGGACGGGAAGACUGUUAUCGUGACAGGCUCCAACACCGGCACAGGGAAGGAGGCGGCGCGGGACCUCGCGCAGAGAGGCGCUCGCGUGAUCCUGGCUUGUCGAAACGCGAGGAAAGCCGAGAAAGCCGCUGAAGAGAUCCGUAAGUCCAGCGGAAAUGGAAAUGUGGAGGUGGGAGUUUUGGACCUGGCGUCUCUGUCGUCUGUGCGAGACUUCUGCACCCACAUCAUACAGACAGAACCCAGGCUAGAUGUGCUCGUCAACAAUGCAGGAUUUUCUCCGGUAUUGAGAAUGCGAAGCGACAUCUCCUUCUGUCCGAGAACGGAUCCGGAGACCGCAGACGGGUUUGAGCUGAUGUUCGCUGUGAACCACCUGGGGCACUUCCUCCUCACCAACCUGCUCCUGGACCUGCUGAAGAAGUCUGCUCCCAGCAGGGUCGUCACGGUGUCUUCGGGUGCUCAUGUCCGUGAACCGGAGAUAGACUUCAACGACAUCAAUUUUCAUCACAACUUCUCCCCCAUCCGGGCCUACAGGAGAAGUAAACUGGCCAGCAUGCUGUUUGUGAGGGAACUGGCGAGGAGAUUGGCAGGGUCCGGCGUCACAGCAGUCUCCCUGACACCCGGCUACGUGGCGACCUCCCGGCUGAACAGCCAGACCCUGUCCGCCAGGGCGCUGCUGUGGGGUGCUGUGGGGGUGAUGCACCGGUGGCUGUACGGGAAGACUCUCCUGCAAGGCGCGCAGACCACCAUCCACUGCAGCGUGGCAGACGGGCUACGGUCUGGGCAGUACUUCAGUGAAUGUAAGCCGAAGGACCCCGCCCCCCAGGCCAUGGAUGACGAGGCGGCAAGAAAGCUGUGGGAACUCAGUGAGAAGAUGGUGGCACUGAGCAAAUAGCUGAUUUCAUAGCAAAGUCU